AUGCCGCGAGGCCAAGCAAGACUCCCGCAGCAUGCCGCGAGGCCAAGCAAGACUCCCGCAGCAUGCCGCGAGGCCAAGCAAGACUCCCGCAGCAUGCCGCGAGGCCAAGCAAGACUCCCGCAGCAUGCCGCGAGGCCAAGCAGACUCCCGCAGCAUGCCGCGAGGCCAAGUAAGACUCCUGCAGCAUGCCGCGAGGCCAAGCAAGACUCCCGCAGCAUGCCGCGAGGCCAAGCAAGACUCCCGCAGCAUGCCGCGAGGCCAAGCAAGACUCCGCAGCAUGCCGCGAGGCCAAGCAAGACUCCCGCAGCAUGCCGCGAGGCCAAGCAAGACUCCCGCAGCAUGCCGCGAGGCCAAGCAAGACUCCUGCAGCAUGCCGCGAGGCCAAGCAAGACUCCCGCAGCAUGCCGCGAGGCCAAGCAAGACUCCCGCAGCAUGCCGCGAGGCCAAGCAAGACUCCCGCAGCAUGCCGCGAGGCCAAGCAAGACUCCCGCAGCAUGCCGCGAGGCCAAGCAGACUCCCGCAGCAUGCCGCGAGGCCAAGCAAGACUCCCGCAGCAUGCCGCGAGGCCAAGCAAGACUCCCGCAGCAUGCCGCGAGGCCAAGCAAGACUCCCGCAGCAUGCCGCGAGGCCAAGCAAGACUCCCGCAGCAUGCCGCGAGGCAAUAUGAAGGAAGGAAUAUGA
Molecule: messenger RNA, 681 nt
Organism: Procambarus clarkii (red swamp crayfish)
Lineage: Eukaryota; Metazoa; Arthropoda; Malacostraca; Decapoda; Cambaridae
Source: RefSeq, a predicted model, not a curated record